GGGUUGGGACCCCGAGGCUAAGUCUCACCCCCCGUGAGAUGCUCAGAUCAAGGCUCAGGGUGAGCUGAGGUAACAGGAAGGAUGAGGGGAGGGCUGGAGGGCUCUGAGCACCCGCUUGCUGUCAGGAUCCAUCCCAGACCCUUCCCUGCAGCCCGCUGGGACCGUGUGCAGCAGGUGGAGAACCUUGGAAGCUGUGAAGACGAGAGCGGGAACGUCGGAGAUGGCAACACCAGCCUGGAGAACUGCUCGGAGCUGAGGAAAGGUCUCUGCUUGUCAAACCGGCAAGAAGGUGAGGGGUGCAAGCUCUGCCCCACGAGCUGGACGCUGCACGGGACCAAGUGCUAUUGGGUUACCGACAGGCUCAACCCUUGGAGCGAGAGCCGGCAGGACUGUGUGAAUCAGGGUGCUGAGCUGCUGAUGCCGGGGGACCAGGAUGAGCUGGAUUUCCUAAAUGAAAUCCUACAGAAACCCACCCGCUACUUCUGGAUCGGCCUUUCCAUCCCCUCCGCCGGGAAUGGCUGGGUCUGGCUGAACGGCUCCCGCCUGGACCAGAGCCGGUUCCAGCUGAGCCCCGGGGAAGAAGGCAGAGCCUGUGGGGUGCUGAGGGAGAACAGGAUCAGCUCCGACAGCUGCAGCUCGGGGCUGCAGUGGAUCUGCCAGAAAGAAGCCACCCAGCUCUGAGCCGGGGGCUGCGAGCUGGGCUGUGGCCAGGAGAGACGCUCAGAGAUGGGCCAGGAUCAGGCUCUCAGCAGGGGAAUAUGGGAGCUGGUGCUGAUGUUGUUGUUGUUGUGCACAAAUUAAUAAUGAUGUUA
Molecule: messenger RNA, 812 nt
Organism: Gymnogyps californianus (California condor)
Lineage: Eukaryota; Metazoa; Chordata; Aves; Accipitriformes; Cathartidae
Product: killer cell lectin-like receptor subfamily B member 1B allele B
Exons: 5
Coding region: 82-681 (199 amino acids)
Source: RefSeq, a predicted model, not a curated record